Molecule: messenger RNA, 2174 nt
Organism: Camellia sinensis
Lineage: Eukaryota; Viridiplantae; Streptophyta; Magnoliopsida; Ericales; Theaceae
Molecular function (GO): DNA-binding transcription factor activity
Source: RefSeq, a predicted model, not a curated record
ACUUGGUCCUAAAGCUCUGCAAAACAGGACUCCCUUGCAAUGCUGGAGAGAGAGAGAGAGAGAGAGAGAGAGACCAUGAUAUAGAGAGAUAGAAAGAGCGCGUUAUUGAGAGUCUAGUAAGGAAAGGAGUGGAGCGAGGAUUUGGGUGAGAAAUCAGAGAGAAGCAAAGUAUUGAAGACGGUUGCUUUAGAUUUUCUCAUUUUAGAAAAAUUUUGAAUUUUGAAUAUGGUUUUUUCUUUUUCUUUAUUUUCUGUCUGUUUCUCGGACAAACAAACAACUGGGUUUUGAGCAAAAUCCGAAUCUCGCAGAUACACUUUCUCUCUAUAUAUACAAAGCACAAUCUUUGCUGAAUUAACGAUCUUGACUCCAUCACCUCGAGAUUUUGCUUCUGGGUUUUCUCUCAAACCCCCUCAGAUUUUGAUUUUUGAUUCUUUAGAUUUUGGGUAUCUCAGAAUUGUACUGAUUUGGUGGAUCUGUUUCUGUACAUAACUCCACCAUUUUGGGUUUUUCCCUAUUUAAGAUUGCCCAUUAUGUGUUUGUAAUUAGAUGGCUGAGACCAAAAAUGGCUCAAGAAGAACAUAACCACAGGUGUAGCAAUAGCAGCAGUGCUGGUGGUGGAAACAGAUCUUCAAAAAAGUUGAAGCAAAAAAAAGUCCCACAAAGAGGACUAGGUGUUGCUCAGCUUGAGAAGAUUAUAUUAGAGGAACAACAAAAGAAAGAUGCUCUUUUACUAUCCAAUUCACUUCUAUCACCAAUUAAUUCUUCAUGUUUAGCUGUUCAAUCUCAAUGUACUUCCAAUUUUUGGCAUAACCCUUCGCAAACCGAUCUUUCUUCGCCAAAUUUGAUAUUUAGACCGGCCCCUUCGAUCCCCAACGUUGAUGUUUUGCAUCCGAAUUACGUACCAUUGCCGAAACCAUCAAAUGUUUCGGGUUUGGGGCAGGGUAAUUGGCCUAAGUUGUGGAAUGGUGAGUACAAUCUUGAAGGGGAGAACCAUAGGUUGGAUCACAAUGGAUUCGCAUUUCGGUCUAAUUUGAAUUUACCCUAUGAAUCUAGCCCCAUUUGGCCUCCCCCUAAUAUAAUACAGAGGACACCGCAAUUCCAGCAGCAACCUUCUUCUUCAUCAAUGGUGACUGUCUCAUCAGGUACUUCAUCAUCAUCUGAGAUCAAUUAUCAUCAGAUAGAGCCCCCUUCAAACCAAAGCUUUUAUGGCAACAACUACACACCUUUGUGGCAUGAGGAAGAGAAGAUGGUUGGAAUGAAGAGGCCAUAUCCUUUCCCUCCAGAUAAUCUAUCAGGCCCCGCUUUCCCUUGCAAAUUUCCACCCAUCUUUGUUCCUCCCAUCACUAGAUCAGAUGAAUCAGCUUCAUGUGGCAAUGGAGGCACAGUUAGUAUUGAACCCAACACCCCAAUUUUCAGAGAAGGCCCUUUGAGCUCAACGGUCUUGUGUGAGCUGAAUCCAAAGAAAGUGGUAAAAGAGAAUGGCAAUUUAAACGGAGAUUUUCUCACAUUGGCUUCUCCUGCAACAGCUUUGCCCCAAUCUAGUUCAAAGUAUAAGCACCCUUCAUUGUAUCAAACCUCAUAUACCCGAGAAUUAUCAGAACUUCAAUCUCUACUGCAUCAAGGAAGUGCUGAAGACCCAAUUCAGCAUCCUGGGCCCCAAAAACAGCCUUUAUACAUCUUCUUUCCUCCGGCAAAGGCACAGAUUGACCAAGCAACAACCACCGUUAGCGGCUGCAAUGGUGAAGUUGGUGAAAAACAUGACCUCGAUCUGAAGUUGUAGGAGGCUUAGUCCAUUUCUUCAUGUUUUGACAGGCCAAGUUGUUUUCCUCCAAGAAUUGCCUUAGCCCACUGUUUGUGAUUUUUUGGCAGGCUGCAGCUUUUUCUCUCAAACAUGCUAGGAUGUGGGUUUUUUUUUUUAGUUAUUUUUUAUUUUUAUUUUUAUGGGUAAAAGUACAGAUAUGAAUAUGGAUAUUGCAUUAUGUAAGCAUGAAGCAUGAAGAUGACAGUGAGGAGAGAUGCAAUUGACUUGGUUUUAUUUUGGGAGUCGCAAAUUUGAUGCAAGGAAGUUUGGUUGUGAAGAGAUAAUGUUGUAGAUACUGAUUCGUGCACACUCUUGUGCACAAAAUGAUGUUGUCAUGACAGUAAACUGAUUUAGCUCCCAAGUUAAUCUUAAA